This is a messenger RNA of Pan troglodytes (chimpanzee), 1834 nucleotides long. RefSeq names its product nucleophosmin-like. The coding region runs from base 314 to 796 and encodes 160 amino acids. Gene Ontology annotation, molecular function: histone binding; RNA binding; chromatin binding. The transcript has a single exon. Gene Ontology annotation, biological process: positive regulation of transcription by RNA polymerase II; ribosomal large subunit biogenesis; regulation of centrosome duplication. The record is from RefSeq and is a predicted model, not a curated record. Gene Ontology annotation, cellular component: nucleoplasm; centrosome; ribonucleoprotein complex. NCBI's taxonomy places the organism in Eukaryota, Metazoa, Chordata, Mammalia, Primates, Hominidae.
AAGACUAGCCUGACCAACAUGGCGAAACCCUGUCUCUACUAAAAAUACAAAAUUAGCUGGGCGUGGUGGUGCAUGCCUGUAAUCCCAGCUACUCAGGAGGCUGAGACGGGAGAAUUGUUUGAAUCUGGGAGGCGGAAGUUGCAGUGAGCCGAGAUCGUGCCAUUACACUCCAGCCUGGGCAACAAGAGCAAAACACUAUCUCAAAAAAAAAAACAAAAAACAAAAAACCUGGUGUGAUUCCGUCCUGCGCAGCUAUUCUCCCUGUUUAGGGGCUGGUGCAAAGGAUGAAUUGCACAUUGUUGAAGUAGAGGCAAUGAAUUACAAAGGCAGUCCAAUUAAAGUAACACUGGCAACUUUGAAAAUGUCUGUACAGCCAAAGGAUUCCCUUGGGGGCUUUGAAAUCACACCACCAGUGGUCUUACAGUUGAAGUGUGGUUCAGGGCCAGUGCAUAUUAGUGGACAGCACUUAGUAGCUGUGGAGGAAGAUGCAGAGUCAGAAGAUGAAGAGGAGGAGGAUGUGAAACUCUUAAGUGUAUCUGGAAAGCGGUCGGCCCGUGGAGGUGGUAGCAAGAUUCCACAGAAAAAAGUAAAAGUUGCUGCUGAUGAAGAUGAAGAUGAUGAUGAGGAGGAUUUUGAUGAUGGGGAAGCUGAAGAAAAAGCGCCGGUGAAGAAAUCUAUACGAGAUACUCCAGCCAAAAAUGCACAAAAGUCAAAUCAGAAUGGAAAAGACUCAAAACCGUCAACACCAAGAUCAAAAGGACAAGACUCCUUCAAAAAAACAGGAAAAAACUCCUAAAACACCGAAAGGACCUAGUUCCAUAGAAGACAUUAAAGCGAAAAUGCAAGCAAGUAUAGAAAAAGCGCAUUGAACAGUCCUGGGCACUACUGGUAAAUUAAGCCCAAAGAUGGGGAGAAAGGAAAAGGAGAGACAAAUAUAGUCCAUACUGAGUGUCAUCAACAAUCCAGACUGAAGUCUUCUAUUUUAAUUUCAAUCCCCUUUUCUGAUUUGCCACCCAUGCCUCUUCAGGCUGGAAAUAAUCUCACGCUUGGUUCCCUAAAGCACUUUCUUCUGACUGCUGUGAUUCAGUGAACCUUGCCCUUUCCUUUCUAUUACUUGUGCAUUUGCCUCACCUCUGACAAUGUUUUAAGUCGCCUUUGUAUCUCCUUAGCUGCUUAAUAAAUAUUUGAAUGAAUCAAAAAAAAAAAAGGAAAGAAAACAGAAAAAAAAGAUAAACUGGCAGAUUUGAAACAAUUGUAGGUUUAAGAGGAAAAACUUAUAACAAAUAGCUGGGAAUGAUACCAUCAGAGAUGAGCUCAAGAGCAGUGGUGGGAAGAGGCCUGCUGCCAGCGCCACCCCCGCUCCCGCCCUGCUGGUGUGGUCACAGCAAGGGGCUGCAAUGGACUCCAGAACAUUCCUAUCAUCCUGAUGAAGUCAGAAAAUAGAAACCUCACUCUUUUGUCUUCCUGUUAGCAGGUGUUUGGAAGCCUUCAAACAGUUUCCAAAAGUCUCAGCAAGCUGAGGGCAGAGGCUCUCGGAAGCCCACGGGGGAUGUUUGGCACCUGUUUUGCUGGUAAAACGCGAGGAAGUCCAUAUGUACUCUUGCCACCCCCAGUGUGACCAGAGGGAAGUUUCUCCCCUCUUUACGUUGUAAAUGUCUUGCAUAAUUUAGCCCUCUUUUCCUAGUUAAACGUUACCCACAGCUGCCUGCUAAAUGGAAAAAUGACCAACAAAUCACCAGGCAGGUAUGUGUCCAUGAAGAAUUUCCCACGAACCAGCAGGGAUGUUGACCUCUCAUUUUAACAACCUGGGGUUGUGAGACCAUAAAAAUCACUU